Molecule: messenger RNA, 6797 nt
Organism: Xiphophorus couchianus (Monterrey platyfish)
Lineage: Eukaryota; Metazoa; Chordata; Actinopteri; Cyprinodontiformes; Poeciliidae
Gene: sbno2b
Product: strawberry notch homolog 2b
Exons: 31
Coding region: 289-4920 (1543 amino acids)
Biological process (GO): regulation of DNA-templated transcription
Cellular component (GO): nucleus
Molecular function (GO): chromatin DNA binding; histone binding
Source: RefSeq, a predicted model, not a curated record
AUAUUUUUUCGCUAUUCAAAAUGGCACCGUCUCAAUCAGGAAGUAAGGAAAACAACUAGGAAGACUAACUUGGAUAAAUAUCCCAGUUUGAGCUACUUCGACCCGAGUUCUCGUUCAAAAUCAGGCGAUUGUCUUCGUGGAUAAGACUAACUACAAAUAGCCCACCCACGGUCAUGGAGAGCACUUGUCCUUGUUGAAGUACUGACUCAGACACAGCCAGCUCGUGGGUGGCGGUAGAGAGGUGCAUAGUCUAAGUCUGCUGGUAGUCAUGUGUGAAGCUCUGGUCUGAUGUCCACCCUUACCUCAGUGCUGGCCAUGGACGGGGAGAACUACCUGCAUCCAGAAGGCCCUCAGCUGAACAGCAGCAUGUUCUCAGUGGGCGCCUCAAGCAUGGAGAGUUCAAUAUUUACCUCCUCUGGUACCUGGGGACCCUUUUCUCAGCAGCCUGGAUACUGCCCUAUGCAAUCUGGAAACCAGCAAUACCACUUGAAUAACAGCACUACCACCAACAUUCCUGAUAUGCACAUGAGCAUGUACCCGGGAUUCUCUGACAUGGACUUUCCCAGCCUCCCUAAAAAUGGGAAUGGAGACUUCGCCCAGGACCUGUCCUGCAUUGAUGACCUCUCAAACUCUUUGUUCUCUUCUCCCGCGGACUCGCUGUCGGAGUACGCCGACACCCAGUCCUACAUCCCCUCCAAUCACCCGGAUCCAGUUCCCACACUCUGGGACAUUAACACUAGCCCCGCCACCACACAAGCACAGAGCCACUUAGAGACUCCAGUAACACAACCACCACCAGAGGAAGAAGAGGAGGCUGAGGAGGAGGAACCAGAGGAGCUCGGCCAUGUUGACACAUACGCAGAGUACAAACCCUCAAAAUCCACAAUAGGAAUUUCACAUCCUGACAUUGUUGUGGAAACCAACACGCUGUCCAGCGUCCCUCCUCCGGACAUCACAUACACUCUAUCUAUUCCGGACUCAACUAUUAACAGUGGCCUCCUGUCUGCACUGCAGUUAGAGGCCAUUAUCUACGCCUGUCAGCAACACGAGGUGAUUCUCCAGAACAACCAGAGAGCAGGCUUCCUGAUUGGAGAUGGAGCAGGCGUUGGAAAGGGACGCACCGUGGCAGGAAUCAUUCUGGAGAACUAUCUUAAGGGACGAAAGAAAGCACUGUGGUUCAGCAUAUCCAAUGACCUGAAAUACGACGCAGAGAGAGAUCUCAAAGACAUAGAUGCACCAAAUAUCCCGGUGCAUGCCUUAAACAAGAUAAAGUAUGGAGACACAGCUACCUCAGAAGGAGUCCUGUUUGCAACUUACUCUGCACUCAUCGGAGAGAGCCAGGCAGGAGGCCAGCACCGGACGAGAAUCAAACAGAUCCUGGACUGGUGCAAGCAGGACUUUGAUGGAGUUAUUAUUUUUGAUGAAUGCCACAAAGCCAAGAACGCCACAUCCACAAAAAUGGGCAAGGCAGUUCUUGACCUGCAGAACAAGCUGCCACACGCCAGAGUGGUGUACGCCAGUGCCACAGGUGCCUCUGAGCCAAAGAACAUGAUUUAUAUGAGCCGCCUGGGAAUCUGGGGCGAGGGCACACCCUUCAGGACCUUUGACGACUUCCUGCAUGCCAUUGAGAAGAGAGGGGUCGGGGCUAUGGAGAUUGUGGCCAUGGACAUGAAAGUGAGCGGCAUGUAUAUUGCCAGACAGCUAAGCUUCUCUGGCGUUUCUUUCCGCAUCGAGGAGAUCGGCCUGGACAGCGACUUCAAAGAGGUCUACAACAAAGCUGCCAAGCUGUGGGCGGAGGCAUUGAAAAUGUUCAUGCAGGCAGCUGAUGAGCUGGGGCUGGUCAGCAGGAAGUCCCUGUGGGGACAGUUCUGGUCAUCUCACCAGCGCUUCUUCAAAUACCUUUGUAUCGCUGCCAAGGUGCGCUGCCUGGUGGAGCUGGCUCAGAAGGAGCUGGAGGCUGGAAAGUGCAUCGUUAUCGGGCUGCAGUCCACUGGAGAAUCACGCACCAGAGAGGUCUUGGAUGAAAACGAUGGGCAUCUUGACAGAUUUGUUUCUGCAGCAGAGGGAGUAUUCCAGUCUCUUGUAACAAAGCACUUUCCUUCAGAGAAACAAAGGAGAGAGAAGGCACCAGGGAAUAAAAGAAAAAAAGGGAAGCCUCGAGGUCGCCAGGCAAAGAUGCCUAAGCACACAGUGGACAGCGGCGGUGUGAUCAACAUCUCUGACGACAGCAGCAGUGACUCUGAGGGGAUGGACACCGACUCCAACUCUUCGCCAGACUCCCUGCAAGACAACGAUGACGUCAUCUUUGUUAACCACACUAGCCACCAGUCAGCUAGGAUAGAUGAGAUGAAGCACAGCCUGCUCAAUAAAAUUGCUGUACUGGGAAAAGAACUACCUCUCAACACAUUGGACGUGCUCAUAGAUAGGUUUGGAGGACCAGAUAAAGUUUCUGAGAUGACUGGACGUAAAGGUCGCGUGGUGCGACGUCCAGACGGCACCGUUCGCUACGAGUCCCGGGCCGAGCAAGGCUCCACCAUCGACCAAAUCAACAUCAAGGAGAAAGACCGCUUCAUGUGUGGAGAAAAGUUGGUGGCCAUCAUCUCAGAAGCAGCCAGCUCAGGGAUUUCCCUGCAGGCCGACAAACGAGUGAAGAACCAGAGGCGAAGGGUCCACAUGACCCUGGAGCUGCCGUGGAGUGCAGACCGGGCCAUCCAGCAGUUCGGUCGCACUCACCGGUCCAAUCAGGUCACAGCACCAGAGUACAUCUUCCUCAUCUCAGAGUUGGCCGGGGAGAGACGUUUCGCAUCUAUUGUGGCUAAAAGACUCGAGAGCCUGGGUGCUUUGACCCACGGUGACAGAAGAGCCACUGAAUCGAGGGACCUGAGCAAGUACAACUUUGAGAACAAGUAUGGUACCAAGGCCCUGGAUAAAAUCACCAAAUCAAUCAAUGGCUACAUAGAAAACAAGGUGCCUCCUCCCAAAGGAUACCCUGAAGGGGACGCCAUGUUCUUCAGAGACAUGAAAGUUGGAAUGAUGGAUGUGGGCAUCAUCUGUAAGGAGCCUCGCUUUGGCAUCAGUACUGAGAAAGACUGCAGCAUCACCAAGUUCCUAAACCGCAUCCUGGGCCUGGAGGUCCACAAGCAGAACUACCUCUUCCAGUACUUCACAGAUAACUUCGACUACCUGAUCGAGAAGGACAAGAAGGAGGGAAAAUAUGACAUGGGAAUCCUAGAUCUGGCCCCCGGCAAUGAUGAGAUUUAUGAGGAGAAGCAGGAAACUUUCCUGACAGUCGGAAAUCCUCAAGAUGGACAGGUUGUUCUUUAUAAGAUCAGCGUGGACAGAGGAAUGCCAUGGGAGGAGGCGUACAACAGGUCACUGAAGCUCACCGGUCCUGAGGAGGGAUUCUACCUUUCCCAUAAGCUGCGAGGUAACAGCCCAUGUGUGCUGCUGGCCGAGCAGGGAAGAGGUAAAAACUUCAACAUCUACAAGCCCAACAUUGGCAAGCAGACGCAGCCCGAGAGCCUCAGCAACCUGCAGCAACGUUACAGAAAGGUUACUUUCUUGGAGGCCAAGGAGAGCUGGGAGAACCAGUUCACCUUUUCCUUUAAGAACUGCAGCCACGCCAACUGGAAUGGGAAGUGUAAGAAAAUCGAGGAGGGCCAGGAGUGUCUGGCGGGGAUGCGUCUCCGCCAGUAUCACAUGCUGUGCGGAGCUUUGUUACGGGUGUGGAAGCGGGUCUCCGACGUUGUGUCCGACAUCACCAGCUCAAGCAUUCUGCAGAUCGUCCGCCUCAAAACCAAGCAGCACAACAAGCAAGUCGGCAUCAAGAUCCCAGAAAACUGCGUGGCCCGCGUGCGCGAGGAGCUGCUGCAGAUGGACGAGGAGGUGAAACGGAGGCGGAAAGAGAAGGAGCAGCAGGAGCGCAUGCGCAAAAUGGAGCAGGAGAACAAGCACCUUCUGGAGAACCUGUUCAGCCGGAAGCCCAUCCAAAACCAGACGCUCUCUCAUCCUCUGGUGUCCAACCCGUUCCCCAAACAGAACCUGAACGCUCUGCAGAGGACUCAGCUCGGCAGCUUCUCCCAGCCGUCCUCCCACAGCCCGUCACUGUUCCCUCUCAACGGCUGGCCCAACAACUCCUCCUCCUUGUCCUCUCCCUCCUCCGCCACCAACGGCCAGGUCUGCCAGCCCAGCCACAGAUUCCCCCCGUUCUACGGCUCGUCGUCUUUCAUGUCUUUCCCUCAAUCCAAGAACCCGCCGCUCCAGCUCACCCAGUUCUCGCCGGCUCCCCUUCUGUCUUCCAAGAACCCUCUGGACGAAAUCUUGGACCUGACCGUGAGCCCGCCUUCUUCGUCUCCGGACAGCACCACGGCCAACCCGGCCGCGUUCGUGGAAGAUUUCAACCUGGACGUUCUCUUGGGCCAGACGGCGCCGGACAUGUUGACCGCCCCGCAGACGCAGCUGCCCCAACUCGACCUGCAGCACAUCCUGCAGCACACGUCGGAGACAGCGGCGACGCCGUCCAGCCAGUUCGACCUGCAGCGCGCGCCGGAGCCGCAGCAAGAGCAGCAGACGCAGGAGCAAAGCCGCGACUUGUUGGUCAACAACCACCAGGACAUACUAGAGCUACUUUGCGCAGGCCUGUCUCCGCUCCCGUCCGCACAGAAAGCCGUCUCGUCGUCUUCCGCCCUGUCCCACUACCCCAAUCCGCCCUCCUCGUCCUCGUCAUCCUCCUCGUCCUCGCUGUACUCCAGCGCGGCGCACUCCUCCUGCUUUCCGGCGAACUCGCUGCUGCCGCUCUCGGACCCUUUACCCAACGGCCAGUGCGGCGCGGGCGCGCUGGACGUCCGCGAGGCUCUGAACAGCAUGCUGCAAGCCGGACCCGACCGCAAGUCCGUCAUCCAGUACCGUCAGCAAGACUGAGAGCUCAAAUCGUUACAAACUGUCUGGAAUCUGUCUUUUUCUUUUUUUUUUUUUUGGUGUUUUGGUUUUAUUGUUUUGUUUUUUUUAAAGCAGAUCGCAUCUUGUUUGCAGCUGUCUAGAACCUGUCCUACCCUCCUUCCUCUCCCCCUGACCCUCUGACCCCUGAUCCCCUCAGGGCCUAUAGUCACGUCACUGCCUGUCCUGUGCUGGACCCCCUCCCGCCCCCACGCCCCCUGAGGUGAUGGCAGACUCAGUCAAUAACAGAUUUCUGCACCAAAGUGUGCCCUACACAGUAAAAGGCAGCUGUUUUACAAGUAAAAAACAAAACAAAAUAAAAACAGGAAGUGAAAAACUAACCACCUUUUAGUGGGAAAAAAAAACAGGAGCUGUCAAGAAACACAAAACUUAUUCACUGAGGCAUGGAAAUUUUUAAAAACAAAACAACAAAUCCCGCUGCUGAUUCGUAACGAGUGAAGUUGCUGGGAGCUCUAAAAACGCCUCUCACCAUUUACAACUUUUGCUUUUUCUGGGGGAAAAAAAAGUAUGCUGAGUUUGAGUGAAACAAAACAAAACAACAGAGAGAUUGAAAGAGAAAACAUGAAAUCUUUUAGCUGGUUAGCCACGAAAUGCCUCCGUUUUCUGUUAUUUCCUCCACAUCGUCCCUCCUGGUUCUCUCCCUGCUCCUAUUAACACUAGCGCGAGGAAGAAGAAGGGGAGGAAGAUCAGCCUGCUGUUGCGACAAACAGUGCCUUCAGAAAAAAAACCUAUAAAUGCAGUCUUUAAUACUCCAUGUAGCCUAAUGUAUAGAUUUGUACUCUUGAGCGGUGGUUUUAUUCUUAAUUUAAUACACGUGUAUUUGUAUUUAACUUUGACCCCAUGAAUGAGUGAGUGAGUCAGCCGCCAUUUAGUCGGUCUGCCUUGCUGCUCUUUGGUUGGAAAACAAACCAGGGGAAGGUUUCAGGGUGCCGAGAGGUGAAGCUAGUGGACAGACUCACACAUGACAGCUUGGCUAACACCUGGUUAGAUGCUCGGAGGUUAUCAGGUCUCUGAAACGGAAAACACUACGCUCAGAGAAGCCCCGUCACGUUCUCGCAGCAGGACCAGAUUGCAUCUCUUCUCUGUUGUUGCCCUCCUCCUCAUUUCUUCAUCUUCAUCCGCCUCCUUCCUGUUCAAAAUCUCCGUCUUGUCUCGAUUUUUUUUGUAGCACUCAUCCGAUGCAGAUUCUGUUUUAUAUUGGAGCUCUUUGAGUGUUUUUAAAUGUGUGUUUGCGUCACUAUUUGUCUUCUUUGAGUUUGUUUCCCUCUGUAGGCAUGGGCUGGUAUGAGAUUCUCAUGUAAAAAUGACAAUGAAAUUUUCAAUGAAACAGAAAAGAAACAAUUUCUAACUAAAAUAUAGUCAAAUAUUUAUUACUAUUGCUGUAUAAAAUAAUUCUAUCUAUUAGAUUUAUGUGUUUAUCAGCUACCUUUCAGCCAGCUGACCAGUAGUGAGCAGCGGUACUCAUGUGAAGCAACUUUAAACUGUCAACCUUGAUAACUGUAACCAGCUCAUGCCUCGUUUCAGUCUCUAAAACCCGUGGAAAAACAGAGAAAGUCGCAUUUUUUGUUGUUUGUUUGUUGUUUUUUUUUGUUGUUUUUUUCAUUUUUAUCCAUCAUCUUCGACAUAGGAAAACAGAAAGCUUGAGUAGCUUUGCUGUCCUUUUUCAGCUCUCAGCGUGUAUGGUGUUUCCUAAACCUGACAUCUGGUGAUAUUCGUGUGUGAAAACAAUGCACUGUAGCUGGUUCGUGACAAAUUGCCAGGAGUUCAACUUGUCGAAAAAGCAAUAACCAAUACAAUAGUUUUUGAAACGAAACAAAAACAAAACAAAACAAAAAAAAAAC